AGAGGACUUUUCAUAUAAAAUUAGUUUCGCUUUCCUGAUUUGCACUUUGAGCAGUUCAAGUUUUGCUACAAGCAUUUUACUCAUUCUACAUCUGCUAUUUUUUUAUACCCACACAUAUAUAUCUAUAUAUAUUCAUCUAGUAGUACCCGUCACAACUUUUUACAUCAGUGCUGCCAGUUUGAAGUCUACAUUCCAUACAACCAUUUCACCACAUUUCCGCACUAUCCACACCUAAUACCAAGAACUUUCCGAACCAUCCACACCUGUUUCAGUCAUGUCCACCACAGGAAGAGUACAGCAUGGUACAGGAACGCGAUACGCGCUACAAGAAUCACCAUCAAGCUUUAAUGCAGUAGCUGCUGCCCCUACUGGUACAUUCAUGGAUACCCCAUCUAAAUCUUCAACAAAAGUGAUCACUACUCCUCCAGAGACGUUAUUCAUUGUAAGAAAGAAACAAGGAACUUCUGCUUCAACUACCGCUUCGUUUGAAACACCAAUCAAGACAUCUUCUUCGAUGAGUGGGAAUAUCACGACUACAUCACAUUUAGAUCCUAGUAUUAUCAACCAGAACCACAAAUCCUCGUACCUUUCACCAGCUUUUUCAUCACCUUCCCAGUUUCAUUCAAUCAACCAAUCUAGUCCGAUCAAGAAAAACCAACUGGCACAGUCACUUCCAACUCCUAGUGUAUCUUCAACAGUCAGCAGUACAUCUUCUACAAAGAAGACCAAACCAAAGGAAUCUCCGGCUUUUAAUUUACAUUCCCAUGAUAAACCACCAUAUUCAUAUGCUACGUUGAUUGGAAUUUCCAUAUUGUCGCAUCCAGACAAGAAAUUAACGUUGUCAUCGAUAUACCAAUGGAUUUCCGAUACUUUCAAAUAUUAUAAACGUGAAGAUGUCGGAUGGCAAAACUCUAUUAGACAUAAUUUGUCAUUAAAUAAAGCAUUUAUAAAGGGGGAGAAAUCUAAAGAUGGGAAAGGUCAUUUCUGGUGUAUUAAGCCUGGGUUUGAAGAACAAUUCUUGAAAAGUAGAAGUGUAAAGAAAAGUUCCUAUCAUGAAGUAAUGGACCAAAUAAACCAGGCCAAUAUAAUCAAUGCUAGACUAAAAGCUGAGGCUGAAGCAAAAGCUGCUGCUGCUGCCGCCGCCGCUGCUGCCGCCGAGACUGCCGAAGAAGAUGAACCAGAAUCAGUUUCCAAGGAAAAGACCACUAAUACUGCUGAGUCCAAGGAUUCAAGUUUCAUUAAAGAGAAAUCAUAUUCUAAUAUCCCCUCAUCCCCAACUUAUAUUCGAAAGAGAAAACCUAGUAAUCAUGAUGAUGACACUAGCGAUGAUGAAUACGAUUAUACUUAUAAUGAUGAAGACGAAGAUUUAACUUAUAUUCUUGAUCCACCUACCAAGAAACAAAAGCAUGAUCAUGAGUUAGGACCUCCAUGGGAAAAUGCAUCACAUGAUACCAUUGUUCUUGCAACCCCCAAAACAACAACUAACCCACCAUUUACCAUCAGUGAAUCUCCAAAUAAACCAUUAUUAGCUGGCAAGAAUCUCACAUAUACCUCAUCAUUUAGUUGUAAUUCCAACUUCGAAUUAUCUCCUAUCAGACCAAGUGAAACUGGACCAUUGUUGGAACCGAUCACUCCAGCUAAUUUGCAUAUUCAGAAUCAUCACCAAAUUUUGCAACCGCAACAACAACAUUUAAACCCUUAUAUUCAAUCCAUGAAACUAUCACGUACUCCCAAAUCAAAUAUCAUGAAGACACCAUUAAGAAAUAUCCGUACUCCACAAACAAAUUCCAUGAUUAAGAAAUUAUGGAAUUCCCCUUCAUAUUUAGAAGAUUUUUAUUUCAGUCCCAUGAAUCACAUGUCGCAACAUAAGUUGGCAUUGCCGGUACCUGCUGGUAAUUUACCUUCUUAUGAUGAUGACGAUAUGAUUUUACGCAAUUUAGAACAACAUCAACAUGAAAUUCAAUCUUCGCCAAUAAUACUGGAGGAUAAUAAUAAUGAUGAUGACAAGAGUUCGCCAAAGAAUUUAUAUCAUGAUUUAAAGAAAUUGGAAGGUAAUUCUGCAUAAAAGUUGGGUCAUACAUAUAGUAUAUUUAAUUUAUUGGGGUUGAUUUUAAGGAAAUCAAUGGAGGAAGUCAAGUGUAUAGGUUUGUCUUUAAUAAAUGUAAUAAUUUGUAAUAUUAGAGUUUACCUUUCUCAUACAAGCAUUGAAAAUUAAUUGAUGAUUGAAACAUUGGAUUUAUUUACUAUUCUACCAUUGGUGGUAUUUCUUUUCUUGUAGGCUUGUUAUUAUCGUUUAUUAUGUGUAUUUCUACUCACUGUAUCCCAGCUUGGCUAGAUUAUAAGUAGAUUUUGAGGGGGGGGAGGUGUACUUUAUUUACUUGCUAACUAGUAUGUACUCUCGCUUCAUGGGCUCGCGUGUGGGAUAGAACAGGAAAAGUUGCAUUCGUUGCGGUCCGAUUUUCCUUGCUACACACUACACUGCUUUCAAUGCUCAUAUCUGAACAAGUCUUGACUUGUUUUAUCUCUUGGUUUAUGCUGGGAUCAAACUGUGUUGUCCAAUCUUCUAUGAGAUUUCCUUGAUAAUAAGGGCCACAAUCGUAGUUUACAUUCUCUUCUGAAUAAUGUAUGUAAUUCUAAUCAGUUGAUGCGCAACCUUUACAGCCACAAGUAAUGCAUUCAGUUUUCACUUUAUCUUCAUUGUCAUUUUCAAGUAAUUUCACCUUAGGAACACGACAAAUACAGGUUCCACCAUGAUUCUUUUCCAUAAUGCAAGAAACACAACAUAACUUCUCAUACCCAGGCUUCUUCCAUUUGGCAAUAAGGUCUUUAUUCACAUAGCUCUGCAAAAGAAGCCAAUCAUAUAGCUCCCGAGAGAUACGUUUAUUCACAUACAUAUCAUACACGUAUCGCGAUAUUUGAUGGUCUAUUUGAUAUAUUUUCCAUAGCGAUGCAUGUUUGUUGGUGGUUGUAUCUACUUUUUGGGCUUGUUUUAAUUUAGCUUGGUAUUUGGUUAAGGUCGGCUCAAGUUUAGAAUAUCCCGCUGGUGGAGGGGCAUUCUUCUUGACUUUCUUUAUCUUAGGCAUUGAUUCUUGUAUAGUGUAUGUAUAAAAGAAAGAUGGAGUUAAAGAGAUGAGUCU
Messenger RNA from Spathaspora passalidarum NRRL Y-27907, 3137 nucleotides. It is a transcript of the gene HCM1, whose product is annotated as Hcm1p. Gene Ontology annotation, biological process: regulation of transcription by RNA polymerase II. The transcript has a single exon. The record is from RefSeq and is a predicted model, not a curated record. Gene Ontology annotation, molecular function: DNA-binding transcription factor activity, RNA polymerase II-specific; RNA polymerase II cis-regulatory region sequence-specific DNA binding. NCBI's taxonomy places the organism in Eukaryota, Fungi, Ascomycota, Pichiomycetes, Serinales, Debaryomycetaceae. The coding region runs from base 275 to 2065 and encodes 596 amino acids.